AUGCUGCAACACGGCGCUUCCUCCGUUUCAGCUGGAGCAGCAGGGCCGGCCAUGCCAGCCGCAGCAGCGAUCCUCGCUUGCCUGCGGGAGCUGCUGAUUGGCGCCGACGCCAUACGCGCUGACGAUGCACGCGCGCUGGCGGCAGCCUCCCUGCCUGCCCUGCGCAAGCUGGCCCUGGCCACUAUGGAGGGCGCCAGCCUGGAGGCGCUCGUGGGAGCACCCUGGCUGCGCGGCCUGGAGGACUUUGCAGCAGUGGUUCGGCCAGCGCUGUCAGCAGCUGCCGCGGCGGCCCUGGCAGCCGGCCAUCUGACCAGCCUCACACGCUUGGCGAUUGGCGGCGUUGCACCUCUUGAGGACGAUUCCUUGGAGGCAGCGGCUGCACUGGUGUCAGCGCCCGGUACGUUUGCUGGCUUGCACGAACUCGUGCUGCAGAAUGUUCAGCUGGGCAGCAUAAUUGGCUUUGAUGGCACCGGCUCUGGAGAGCCGCUAGAACUGCUGGCGUGCAUGCCCAUGGAGCACCUGACCCGGCUUGAGGUCAGCGGCACAUGCCUGGGGGCGCAUGACAUCGCAACUGUGCUGCCGCGCGCCACAUGGAUCGGCCGCCUCUUGGAGCUCCGCAUCUCCAACGAGAAUUUUUGUGGCGUUCAGGCGUUUGAGGCACUCGCUGACCUGCCCAUGGGCGGUCUGCGGCGCAUGGACAUCUGCAACUGUUGCAUCACGCCUGUUUCUCUGGCAGCCCUCAACGAGGCAGUGUGGCUGGAUGGCCUGCAGAUGCUCAAUCUGUCUGACAAAUUUGAUUCGCAUGAGGAGGUGCUGCUGAUGGAGAGGGUGCUGCAGGUUGAGGGCGACCCGCUGGCGCAGCUGAAAGGCAGUCAGAGGUUGACGGCUUGCUGGUCUACCAGUGAGCACGACGAUUACAUGUAUGGGAUCGACAUCGGCGACGAGGACUAUGGCAAGGACAUAUACGACCCUGCUGGUGCAUGGCAGUGGUGA
Messenger RNA from Monoraphidium neglectum, 993 nucleotides. RefSeq lists its product as hypothetical. The transcript has a single exon. Lineage: Eukaryota; Viridiplantae; Chlorophyta; Chlorophyceae; Sphaeropleales; Selenastraceae. The record is from RefSeq and is a predicted model, not a curated record. The coding region runs from base 1 to 993 and encodes 330 amino acids.